Messenger RNA from Geodia barretti, 354 nucleotides. Lineage: Eukaryota; Metazoa; Porifera; Demospongiae; Tetractinellida; Geodiidae. The record is from the annotation of a GenBank genome assembly.
UUGCAGACGCUGGACCCCAUCGCGACGGAAUACAGCGAGAUCGAUUUCUACGUGGUGGCGUUCAACGAGCCCGCCGGAACGAUUGAACAAUACAUCGAGGAGCAAGGUUAUACGGACCUGAUCGCGGCUCAGCCAGAAGGCACGAUGCUGGAGGAUCUGGAGAUCACCCGGCAGAUGGCCAUGGUGGCCCUGAACUCGGAGGGAGUGAUCUACCACCGUCAGCUGAUGGGUUCCGCGGACCAGUGGGCGCCGCAUUUUGCGCAAUUGACCGAGGACCCGGACGCGGUACCUUCCAAAGAGCAAACCGAACAGCAAAAGGGACGGCGGUUGAUGGACAUGCAACUGCCGGCUUGA